UCAUAAUCAAUUAAUAAUCCAGCUUUAGUAGGAUUUCUGAUAACCGUCAGAUCCUUACUUUCUAUCCUUUUCCGUUACUGAUCUAACGAUCAUAAUUCCCGCCUCUUUCCUUUCUUCUCCUUUUUCCGGCCACCACCAACACCACCAGAUAGACCAAAUCAACAGCAAAGAAGAAAGACAGACAAUCCUUUUUAUUUUUUCUCUUCAGGGAAUGGGCAUGGAUUAUUACAACAUAUUAAAAGUGAAUCGCAACGCCACCGACGAGGACCUCAAAAAGGCGUACAAGAGAUUGGCCAUGAUAUGGCACCCGGACAAGAACCCGACUGCUAGAAGAUCCGAAGCGGAAGCCAAAUUCAAGCAAAUCUCAGAAGCCUAUGAUGUUUUAAGCGACCCGCAGAAACGACAGAUCUACGAUUUGUACGGAGAGGAGGCGUUGAAAUCAGGACAGGUCCCACCAACUUCUACUUCUUCCUCCACGGCGGCUCGUGGACAGGGGCAGCAUUAUUAUCAACGUCAGCAUCCUAAUCCGACGUUCCGGUUUAAUCCCAGAAAUGCAGAGGAUAUUUACGAGGAGUUGUUUGGAUCUGAGCGUAGUAAUAAUGGAGGGCAAAGAGGGUAUAGAGGACAUGGAGAUGGGUAUUUUUGGAAUGGGAAUACUAGUACUUCUAAUAGAGCAGCCGACAAGAAAGCUUUACCUGUUGUGAAUGCUUUGCCAUGUAGCUUGGAGGAGAUCUAUAAAGGUACCAAAAAGAAGAUGCGAAUUUCUCGGACUGUCUAUGAUGCUUCUGGUAAGCCAAUUUCUAUUGAGGAGAUAUUGAACAUUGAGAUCAGACCUGGUUGGAAGAAGGGAACAAAGAUAACAUUUGAGGAGAAGGGUAACCAGCAACCUGGUCUUAUUCCACCUGAUCUUAUUUUCAUGCUAGAGGAGAAGCCACAUGCACUUUACAAGAGGGAUGGUAAUGACUUGGUAGUAAACCAGGAGAUAACACUGCUGGAGGCCCUCACAGGGAAGACCCUUGACCUGACUACCCUUGAUGGAAGGAAUAUUAUGAUCCCUCUGACUGAUAUCAUCAGACCGGGUGUUGAAGUGGUUGUCCCAAAUGAAGGAAUGCCAAUUUCUAAAGAACCUGGGAAGAAGGGUAAUUUGAGAAUAAAGCUCAGCGUCAAGUAUCCUUCAAUGCUCACUUCACAACAGAAAUCUGAGUUACGAAGGGUUCUGGGAGGAGUUUCAUAGUUAUUAGUCAAUUUAAAAUGGACCACUGAAUUAGCAGUGGAGAUAUCUUGAUCAUAGAUGUAAAUAAUAUGUAUGCUUUCAUAGAAUGUGAAUGCUAGGCAGGUUUUGGUGGUGGAAUGGUGUAGCUAAUUCUUAGUUCUCUUAAUUUGUUUAAAACAUUUAAAGUGAGUUGCUAUUUUUUCUUCGUAAGA
Messenger RNA from Mangifera indica (mango), 1425 nucleotides. Its product is annotated as dnaJ homolog subfamily B member 1. The transcript is spliced from 2 exons. Gene Ontology annotation, cellular component: cytosol. The record is from RefSeq and is a predicted model, not a curated record. Bases 212 to 1234 code for a protein of 340 amino acids. Gene Ontology annotation, molecular function: protein-folding chaperone binding. Lineage: Eukaryota; Viridiplantae; Streptophyta; Magnoliopsida; Sapindales; Anacardiaceae.